CUGCGGAGAAGCGGUGGCCGCCGAGCGGGAUCUGUGCGGGGAGCCGGAAAUGGUUGUGGACUACGUCUGUGCGGCUGCGUGGGGCUCGGCCGCGCGGACUGAAGGAGACUGAAGGCCCUCGGAUGCUCAGAACCUGUAGGCCGCACCGUGGACUUAUUCUUAACCGAAGGGGUGCUGGGGGGACCCUGAUGUGGCACCAAAUGAAAUGAACAAAGCUCCACAGCCCACAGGCCCCCCGCCCGCCCCAUCCCCUGGACUCCCACAGCCUGCGUUUCCCCCGGGGCAGACAGCACCGGUGGUGUUCAGUACGCCACAAGCAACACAAAUGAACACGCCUUCUCAGCCCCGCCAGGGAGGAUUCAGGUCUCUGCAGCACUUCUAUGCUAGCCGGGCCCAGCCCCCGAGCAGUGCAGCCUCCCGAGUGCAGAGUGCAGCCCCUGCCCGCCCUGGCCCAGCUGCCCAUGUCUACCCUGCUGGAUCCCAAGUAAUGAUGAUCCCUUCCCAGAUCUCAUACCCAGCCUCCCAGGGGGCCUACUACAUCUCUGGACAGGGGCGUUCCACAUAUGUUGUCCCGACACAGCAGUACCCUGUACAGCCAGGAGCCCCAGGCUUCUAUACAGGUGCAAGCCCUACAGAAUUUGGGACCUAUGCUGGCGCCUACUAUCCGGCACAAGGUGUGCAGCAGUUUCCUGCUGGUGUGGCCCCUGCUCCGGUUUUGGUGAACCAGCCACCCCAGAUUGCUCCAAAGAGGGAGCGAAAAACGAUCCGAAUUCGAGAUCCAAACCAAGGAGGGAAGGAUAUCACGGAGGAGAUAAUGUCAGGGGCCCACACUGCCUCUACACCCACCCCUCCCCAGACGGGAGGCGGUUUGGAGCCCCAGGCUAAUGGGGAGUCGCCCCAGGUUGCUGUCAUAGUCCGGCCAGAUGACCGGUCGCAAGGAGCAAUCAUGGGAGGCCGGACAGUACUGCCUGGCCCAGAGCACAGCCCUUCAGAAUCCCAGCCUUCGUCACCUUCCCCGACCCCGUCCCCACCCCCAAUCUUAGAACCAGGCUCUGAGCCUAAUCUUGCGGUCCUCUCUAUUCCUGGGGACACUAUGACAACGGGGAUGAUACAGAUGCCUGUGGAAGAAUCAACCCCCAUCUCCCGUGAAACAGGGGAGCCAUAUUGCCUCUCUCCAGAACCUGCUCCUCUCGCUGAACCCAUACUGGAAGUUGAAGUGACACUGAGCAAACCAAUUCCAGUAUCUGAGUUCUCUUCCAGUCCUCUCCAGGUUCUCUCCCCUCCGGCAUCUCACAAAAUGGAAAUUCAUGAGCCUAAUGGCGUGGUCCCCUCUGAGGCUCUGGAACCAGAGGUGGAGUCAAGCACAGAGCUCGCCCCUCUCCCCCCUGCAGCUUGCCCCUCCGAAUCCCCUGUGCCUAUUGCUCCAACUGCCCAUCCUGAGGAACUGCUCAAUGGAGCCCCCUCACCACCAGCUGUGGACUUAAGCCCAGUCAGUGAGCCUGAGGAACAGACCAAGGAGGAUACAGUGUCUCCAGCUCCCUCUGCCGGUCCCUCUGCCACUCCAGCCACAGCUUCCCCAGUUACUUCCCCUGCUCAGGAGGAGGAGAUGGAAGAAGAGGAAGAGGAGGAGGAAGGAGAAAUGGGAGAAGCAGAGAGUGAGAAAGGAGGAGAAGAAUUACAAGGCCCAGAGAGCACCCCUGUCCCUGCCCCCUUACCCCAGAGUGUGGAGGCAGUCACUGCCACCCAAGUGGCAGUAUCUGUGCCAAAGAGAAGACGGAAAAUUAAAGAGCUAAAUAAGAAGGAGGCUGUGGGAGACCUUCUAGAUGCCUUCAAAGAGGUUAACCCGGCAGUGCCAGAGGUGGAAAAUCAGCCUCCUGCAGGCAGCAAUCCAGGCCCAGAGACUGAGGGCAGCAGCGCGCCCUCCCGGCCUGAAGAAGCAGAUGAGACCUGGGAUGCAAAAGAAGACAAAAUUCACAAUGUGGAAAACAUCCAGCCUGCGGGGGAACAGAAGUAUGAGUAUAAGUCAGAUCAGUGGAGGCCUCUAAACCUUGAGGAGAAAAAGCGUUAUGACCGUGAGUUCCUGCUUGGCUUUCAAUUCAUCUUUGCCAGUAUGCAGAAGCCGGAGGGAUUGCCCCAUAUCAGUGAUGUGGUGUUGGACAAGGCCAAUAAAACACCACUACGGCCGCUGGAUCCCUCUAGACUAUCAGGCAUAAAUUGCGGCCCAGACUUCACUCCAUCCUUUGCCAACCUUGGUCGACCAGCUCCUAGUGGCCGUGGUCCCCCCAGGGGUGGGCCAGGUGGGGAGCUGCCCCGAGGGCCGGCUGGCCUGGGACCCCGGCGCUCUCAACAGGGCCCCCGAAAGGAGCCCCGUAAGAUCAUUGCCUCAGUGAUAAUGACAGAAGAUAUAAAACUGAACAAAGCUGAGAAAGCCUGGAAACCCAGCAGCAAGCGUACAGCAGCUGAUAAGGAUCGAGGGGAGGAGGAUGCUGAUGGCAGCAAAACCCAGGACCUGUUCCGCAGGGUGCGCUCUAUCUUGAAUAAGCUGACACCCCAGAUGUUCCAGCAGCUGAUGAAACAGGUGACACAGCUGGCCAUUGACACCGAGGAACGCCUCAAAGGGGUCAUUGAUCUUAUCUUUGAGAAGGCCAUCUCCGAACCCAACUUUUCAGUGGCCUAUGCCAACAUGUGCCGCUGCCUCAUGGCGCUGAAAGUGCCCACUACAGAAAAACCAACAGUGACUGUGAACUUCCGAAAAUUAUUGUUGAAUCGGUGUCAGAAGGAAUUUGAGAAAGAUAAGGAUGAUGAUGAGGUUUUUGAAAAAAAACAAAAGGAGAUGGAUGAAGCUGCUACGGCAGAGGAACGGGGACGCCUGAAGGAAGAGCUGGAAGAAGCUCGGGACAUCGCACGGCGGCGCUCCUUAGGGAAUAUCAAGUUUAUCGGGGAGUUGUUCAAGUUAAAGAUGUUGACGGAGGCCAUAAUGCAUGACUGUGUGGUCAAACUACUUAAAAACCAUGAUGAAGAGUCCCUAGAAUGCCUUUGUCGACUACUUACUACCAUUGGCAAAGAUUUGGAUUUUGAAAAAGCCAAGCCCCGAAUGGAUCAGUACUUCAACCAGAUGGAAAAAAUCAUUAAGGAAAAGAAGACUUCAUCCCGCAUCCGCUUCAUGUUGCAGGAUGUGCUAGAUCUACGACAGAGCAAUUGGGUGCCACGGCGAGGGGAUCAGGGUCCCAAGACCAUUGACCAGAUCCAUAAGGAGGCUGAAAUGGAGGAGCAUAGGGAGCACAUCAAAGUGCAGCAGCUCAUGGCCAAGGGCAGUGACAAGCGCCGGGGUGGCCCUCCUGGCCCACCCAUCAGCCGUGGCCUUCCACUUGUGGACGAUGGUGGCUGGAAUACAGUCCCAAUCAGCAAAGGCAGCCGUCCUAUUGACACCUCACGACUCACCAAGAUCACGAAGCCUGGCUCUAUUGAUUCUAACAAUCAACUCUUUGCACCUGGAGGGCGCCUCAGCUGGGGCAAAGGCAGUAGCGGAGGGUCAGGAGCCAAACCUUCAGACGCAGCAUCAGAAACUUCACGUCCAGCAACUAGUACCUUGAAUCGCUUCUCAGCCCUUCAGCAGGCAGUACCCACAGAAAGCACAGAUAACAGGCGUGUGGUGCAAAGGAGUAGCUUGAGUCGAGAGCGAGGCGAGAAAGCUGGGGACCGGGGAGAUCGCCUAGAGCGAAGUGAACGGGGAGGUGACCGAGGAGACCGGCUAGAUCGUGCACGGACGCCAGCCACCAAACGGAGCUUCAGCAAGGAGGUAGAAGAACGGAGUAGAGAACGGCCCUCCCAGCCUGAGGGACUGCGCAAGGCAGCUAGUCUCACAGAGGAUCGGGACCGAGGCCGGGAUGCUGUGAAGCGGGAAGCUACCCUGCCCCCUGUGAACCCGCCAAAGGCUACACUCUCUGAGGAGGAGCUGGAGAAGAAGUCCAAGGCCAUCAUUGAAGAAUACCUCCAUCUCAAUGACAUGAAGGAGGCAGUACAGUGUGUCCAGGAGCUAGCCUCACCUUCCUUACUCUUCAUCUUCGUGCGGCAUGGCAUCGAGUCCACACUGGAGCGUAGUGCCAUUGCUCGUGAGCAUAUGGGGCAGCUGUUGCACCAGCUGCUCUGCGCUGGACACCUCUCCACUGCUCAGUACUACAAAGGGCUAUAUGAAAUCCUAGAAUUGGCUGAGGAUAUGGAAAUUGACAUACCCCAUGUGUGGCUUUACCUGGCAGAACUGGUAACACCCAUUCUGCAGGAAGGUGGUGUGCCCAUGGGGGAGCUGUUCAGGGAAAUUACAAAGAAUCUGAGACCCCUGGGCAAAGCUGCUUCCCUGUUGCUGGAGAUCCUGCGACUCCUGUGCAAAAGCAUGGGUCCAAAAAAAGUGGGGAUAUUGUGGCGUGAGGCUGGUCUCAGCUGGAAAGAAUUUCUGCCUGAAGGCCAGGAUGUUGGAGUAUUUGUCACUGAACAGAAGGUGGAGUAUACCCUAGGAGAGGAGUUAGAGACUCCUGGCCAGAAGACACUGUCUUGUGAGGAGCUGAGCAGGCAGCUGGAGAAACUGCUGAAGGAGGGGAGCAGUAACCAGCGGGUUCUCGAUUGGAUAGAGGCCAACCUGAGUGAGCAGCAGCUAGCAUCCAACACAUUAGUUCGAGCUCUCAUGACAGCUGUCUGCUAUUCUGCAAUUAUCUUUGAAACUCCUCUCCGAGUGGAUGUUCCGGUGCUGAAAGCGCGAGCAAAACUGCUACAGAAAUAUCUGUGUGAUGAGCAGAAGGAGCUGCAGGCGCUCUAUGCCCUCCAGGCCCUUGUAGUGACCUUAGAACAGCCUGCCAACCUGCUUCGGAUGUUCUUUGAUGCCCUGUAUGACGAGGACGUGGUGAAGGAGGAAGCCUUCUACAGCUGGGAGAGCAGCAAGGAUCCUGCCGAGCAGCGGGGCAAGGGUGUAGCCCUUAAGUCAGUCACAGCCUUCUUCAAGUGGCUUCGUGAGGCGGAGGAGGAGGAGGAGGAAUCCGACCACAACUGAGGGCUGGUGGGGCUGGGGACUUGGAGCCCCAUGGACACACGGAUGGCUCUGCCAGCUGCCUGGACUGCAGGGGGGGCGGCAGCAGUGGCGGCAGUGGCAGUGGGUGCCUGUAGUGCGAUGUGUCUGGCUAAUAAAGUGGCUGAAGAGGCAGGAUGGUUUGGGGCUGCCUGGGGCCCCCUCCAGGAUGCUGCCAGGGGGUGGCCCUCUCCUCCCUCUGGGGCACAGAACUAUAUUAUAUAUAAAGUCUUGAAAUUUGGUGUGUCUUGGGGGGGGCACCACCGCCUGCCCCUGGGGUCCUUUUUUAUUUUCUGAAAAUCACUCUUUGGGACUGCCGUCCUCGCUGCUGGGGGCAUAUGCCCCAGCCCCUGCACCACCCCUGCUGCUGCCUGGGCAGGGGGAGGGGGGGCACGGUGCCUGUAAUUAUUAAACAUGAAUUCAAUUAA
Messenger RNA from Ochotona curzoniae (black-lipped pika), 5484 nucleotides. It is a transcript of the gene EIF4G1, whose product is annotated as eukaryotic translation initiation factor 4 gamma 1. The coding region runs from base 206 to 5041 and encodes 1611 amino acids. Gene Ontology annotation, cellular component: eukaryotic translation initiation factor 4F complex. The transcript is spliced from 34 exons. Lineage: Eukaryota; Metazoa; Chordata; Mammalia; Lagomorpha; Ochotonidae. Gene Ontology annotation, molecular function: protein binding; mRNA binding; translation initiation factor activity. The record is from RefSeq and is a predicted model, not a curated record.